Molecule: messenger RNA, 2724 nt
Organism: Dichotomopilus funicola
Lineage: Eukaryota; Fungi; Ascomycota; Sordariomycetes; Sordariales; Chaetomiaceae
Product: OPT oligopeptide transporter protein-domain-containing protein
Exons: 8
Coding region: 1-2724 (907 amino acids)
Biological process (GO): transmembrane transport
Cellular component (GO): plasma membrane
Molecular function (GO): oligopeptide transmembrane transporter activity
Source: RefSeq, a predicted model, not a curated record
AUGGCCCGACCAUCACGCACCACCCCGCGCUCCACAGCCACCGACGUCCCUCAACAGCCUCCCUCUCAAAAUGACCCCCCAAACACAUCCCAACCCGGCCCAUCGCACCGUCCAAACCCCCUCAGCAAUCUCACCUCUCGCCUGGCCCGCUUCGCGUCGGGCAACGCGGCCCACAACGACACCGAAGACCAUGACGGAAACCUCUCUGACUCCGGCUCCGAGCGGGAGCUCCUCCUGGACCCUAACCUACCUGUUGAUCAUGCCCAGCGCCACCAGGCUUUGCCGCGGGAGUCUAUCGCUUUGUCGAGGUUGACCCGCCAGCGGCAGCAUCGCGAGGGGUAUCAGAAGACCUCUUCUCUAGAUCUAGAUGAAGACCAGGAACCUCUUGCCGGAACAGGGCCGGCCACAGAAACAGGCACGAGAAAACCCUCCUCCGACACCGACUCCGAAGACGGCCUAGCCCUCGAAGACCUAGAACUAGAUCUCGAGGAAGAAGAAGAAGAAGAAGAAGAAGAAGACUCACCCUACCCCGAAGUGCGCGCCGCCGUGCGUCCGACCGACGACCCGAGCCUGCCGUGCAACACGGUGCGGGCGUGGACGAUCGGGCUGGCGCUGAUUUUUCUUGGGGCGAGCAUGAAUACGUUGUUUUCGCUAAGGUCGCCGAAUAUUAGUUUGGGGGCGUUGAUUGCGCAGGUUAUUGCUUGGCCCCUGGGCCGAGGCUGGGCGCGCUUCGUCCCCGAUAUCGAAGUGACCGUUCCACUACUCUGGUUUGGUCGGGGGGCGCGGAAUGGAGUCGUCGGCAUCAAGGGAGUCAGACUCAAGCUGAACCCAGGCCCGUUCAAUGUCAAGGAGCACGCCAUCAUCGUAGUCAUGGCCGGCGUGUCGUUCUCGGUGGCGUAUGCGACAGACAUCAUCCUGGCGCAAAAGGUGUUUUACAAGCAGGACUUUGGCCUGCUGUGGCAGCUGCUGCUGGUCGUGUCGACGCAGAGUUUGGGGUAUGGUAUUGCGGGGAUGAUGAGAAGGUUUCUCGUGUACCCCGCGUCAAUGAUCUGGCCCGGCAACCUAGUCUCCGUAACGCUGAUGAACGCCAUGUACGAAAGCAGCGAGGACCGCGACCCGACGGUGCUGGGCGGCUCGAUGGCCCGCUACAGCUGGUUCGGCCUGGUGACCGUGGGGUCCUUUGCCUACUACUUCAUUCCGGGCUGGUUCGCCCAGUUCCUGAGCUCGUUCGCUUUCAUGACGUGGCUGGCCCCCGACAGCCCCGUCGUCAACCAGCUCUUUGGCUACUCCACGGGGCUGUCGCUGCUUCCGAUUACCUUUGACUGGACCCAGAUUUCGGGGUUUGUUGGGUCGCCGCUGAUUCCGCCGUGGCACGCCAUCGCCAACACCAUGGUCGGCGUGGUCCUCUUCUUCGUGCUGCUGGCGUCGGUCCUGCACUACAGCGGCGCCUGGUACUCGCAAUUCCUGCCCAUGAGCGACUCCAACACGUACGACAACCGCGGGCAGCGGUACGACGUGUCGCGCAUCCUCACCGCCGACUACACGCUGGAUGUCGAGGCCUAUGAGGCAUACUCACCGCUGUUUCUGAGCACGACGUUUGCCAUCUCGUACGGCCUGUCGUUUGCCGCCAUCGCCUCGCUGGUCGUGUACACGUACCUGCACCACGGCCGGACCAUCUGGCGGCAGUGGCAGAGCAGCACCACCGAGAAGGCCGACAUCCACAUGAAGCUGAUGCGCCGGUACAAGGAGGCCCCCACCUGGUGGUACAUGUCGCUGUUUGGCGUUAUGCUCGCCAUCGGCUUCGUGACCGUCCUGGCCUGGCCCACCAACAUGACUUGGUGGGCCUUUUUGCUGGCCGUGCUCAUCUCCUUCCUCUUCUCACUGCCCAUCGGCAUCAUCCAGGCCGUCACCAACAACCAGAUCGGCCUCAACGUGCUCACCGAGUUUGUCUAUGGCUACAUCCAGCCGGGGCGACCUCUGGGUCUCAUGAUCUUCAAAACCUUCGGCUACAUCACCAUGUCGCAGGCCCUGACCUUUGUAGCCGACCUCAAGUUCGGCCACUACAUGAAGAUCCCCCCGCGUACCAUGUUCAUGGCCCAGGUCGUGGCCACCACCUUUUCUUGUUUUGUACAGGUCGUCGUGCUCAACUACGCCCUCAAGACCAUCCCCGAUGUCUGCGAGCCCACCCAGCCGGACCACUUUACCUGUCCCGGCGGGCGGGUCUUUUUCUCCGCCUCCGUAAUCUGGGGCCUAAUCGGCCCCGCCCGCAUCUUCUCCCCCGGCCAAAUCUACUCCUCCCUCUUCCUCUUCUUCCUCCUGGGCGCCCUCACCCCGCUCAUCAUCUACCUCCUCGCCCGCCGGCGCCCCAAAUCCUUCCUCCGCUACCUCAUGGCCCCCGUCAUCUUCGGCGGCGCCGGCGCCAUCCCCCCCGCUACUCCGCUCAACUACCUCUCCUGGGGCCUCGUGGGGUGGGUGUUCCAGUACUGGAUCAAGAAACGCCAUUUUUCGUGGUGGAGUAGGUUGAACUUUUUGACGAGUUCGGGGCUGGAUUUGGGACUGGCGUUGAGUACGUUGGUGAUCUUUUUUGUGUUUACGUUGAAUGAGGUGGAGCCGCCGGUUUGGUGGGGGAAUGAGGUCGUGAAGGGGACGUUGGAUUAUCGUGGGGGGGCGGUGCAGAGCGUGUUGGCGGUCGGGCAGACUUUUGGGCCUGCGUCGUGGGGGUAG